Zingiber officinale is the source of this 1798-nucleotide messenger RNA. Its product is annotated as cyclin-dependent kinase F-1. Gene Ontology annotation, biological process: protein phosphorylation. The record is from RefSeq and is a predicted model, not a curated record. The transcript is spliced from 2 exons. Gene Ontology annotation, molecular function: ATP binding. Lineage: Eukaryota; Viridiplantae; Streptophyta; Magnoliopsida; Zingiberales; Zingiberaceae. Gene Ontology annotation, cellular component: nucleus. The coding region runs from base 104 to 1579 and encodes 491 amino acids.
UGAUCUUUUCCUUUUUCUUCGCUUCCAGCGCCGUUGACCGCAUCCACCCACCCUACAAACCCUCACCGGCACAAGCUCCCAAUCUCGAGCUCCAGUCACCGACAUGGAUUCUUCUCCGCCGCCGUUGACGCAGGUGCAGACUUCUUCGCGUAGCUGGAGCAUUUACGGCCGCAGCGAGAUCACCCAGAAGUACCAGAUCCUCGGCAGAAUUGGCUCCGGAGCCUAUGCCGACGUCUACCGCGCCCGUCGCCUCUCGGAUGACCUCGUUGUCGCGCUCAAGGAGAUACACGACUACCGGAGCUCCUUCAGCGAAAUCGAGGCGCUCCAGGCCCUUCGGGGUGCGCCCAACGUCGUUGAGCUUCUCGAGUACUUCUGGCGCGAGGAUGAGGACGCGGUGCUCGUGCUCGAGUUCCUCCCGACAGACCUGGAGGCCGUCAUUUCGGACGCCAAGAGGGGCGGGGAAAUCGCCGUAGGCGAGGUGAAGCAGUGGAUGCAGCAGAUUCUGCGCGGGAUCGAGGCCUGCCAUCGAAGUUCCAUCGUGCACCGGGACCUGAAGCCAUCGAAUUUGUUGAUCUCAGCUGAUGGAGUUCUUAAACUUGCGGAUUUUGGUCAGUCAAGGAUACUUCAGGAAGCUAGGAUGAUCACCAUUGAUAAUAGUGCAAAUGAACAAGUUUCAGAGACAUGGGUUCAGCAUCAACCAUCAGCUGCACGCGAGGAUAUCAGUUCAUUGCCAGUUGAAUCUGUAGUUCGGAAUGAUCAAGACCCAAGAAUUGAGCACCAAACUGCUCCAGGAAUCGGCCAGGUUGGCGUGGAUGAGUAUAUGAAGGAGUUGUAUGGCCUAAAGACAAGAAACAUGAUGUAUGAUAGUGACAAGGAUAUGAGUUUACAAGAUGGUGAUACAUCUUGUUUGGCCACCUGUAGUACUGGUGACAUCGACCUUGAUCCAUUCAAGAGUUCCUACACAAAUGAGGUGCAAGAAGAUUUAGUAGACGAAUCUGGUGCCCUUACUUCAUGCGUCGGAACAAGAUGGUUUAGAGCUCCUGAGCUACUCUAUGGAUCAACAAGCUAUGGACAAGAGAUUGAUCUCUGGUCAUUAGGGUGCAUUUUCGCAGAGCUUCUCAGGUUGGACCCAUUAUUUCCAGGGACAUCUGAUAUAGAUCAAUUGGGCAGGAUCAUCAGUGUCUUGGGCAACUUAACUGAAGAAACCUGGCCAAACUGUUCAAACUUGCCUGAUUAUAGCAAGAUAUCCUUUAGCAAGGUCGAAAAGCCCUUGGGCUUGGAAGCUUGCCUUCCUAAACGAUCUGCUGCAGAAAUUGAUAUCGCGAGGAGGCUCCUUUGCUACAAUCCUUACAAUCGAGCUACAGCAGCUGAGCUGCUGCACCACCACUAUUUUAUCAAAGAGCCACUGCCUGUGCCGAUAAGUGAAUUAAGAAUUCCUCCUAGUAAAGGAGACCAGAAUGAAAGCUCUCCAGAUACAUGGACUGACUACAAAAAUAUAGAUGCGGAUUCUGAUCCCGACGAAUUUGGGCAUAUGGAUGUAUCAACGACGGAGAAGGGGUUUUCCAUUAAGUUCUCAUAGUAACAGGGGUUUUUAAGUUAAAUACCAUUGAGCUUGGCACCAAUAAAUUCUUGGGGAAAAAACUUGUCAUGGAUAAAUGGUUAUGUCCAGGAUGAGAAUAUUUAUUGAUUAGUCCAACAACACAGUAUGUUUCGUUGGAGCAGCGAUCUGCCCUAUGUUUGGAAUAUGAAACUUGGUUUGUAGUGUAAAAUUUUGUUUAAACUACUGAAAUUUUGACUA